AAUAAAUAAUCAAAUUUUUGUGGGCAAAUUUAAAUUUUCUACUUAUUAAUUUUAAAGUUACUUUUUACUACUUUUUUAAAAUUAAAUUUUUGGUAAGGAGCCUACUGGUAUACGUACGGGAAAAACGAGGAAUUGAAAAAAAUAUCCGUGAAUUUUUGGAAAAUUUCGCUAAUUCUUUAAAAAUCUAUAAAAACCCAGAGAAAAAUAUUAUUUAAACAAAAUAUAUUUUAUUUGAGUGCGAUUCCAUGAGAGAUCACAUCGAACUAGCAGUUUCGAGAAGACAAGCCAUGCUUAUCGAGCUAUGGGGGACAUCCCAAACGUUAGUGUCGUGAAGAGCAGUCCAAUCGACCUAAUUGGGGGAACCAAUCGAAAUAGCAGUGUCGUGAAGAGCAGUCCAGUCGACCUAAUUGGAGGAGCCAAUCCAAGUAGCAGCUUCAGGGAGACGAGCCAUGCUAGUCGAGCUAGAGGGACAUCCCAAACGACAGUCGUGAAGAGCAGUCCAGUCGACCAAAUGGGGGGAACCUAUCGAAAUAGCAGUGUCGUGAAGAGCAGUCCAGUCGACCUAAUUGGGGGAGACAAUCCAAGUAGCAGCUUCAGGGAGACCAGCCAUGCUAGUCGAGCUAGAGGGACAUCCCAAACGACAGUCGUGAAGAGCAGUCCAGUCGACCUAAUUGGGGGAGCCAAUCCAAGUAGCAGCUUAAGGGAGACCAGCCAUGCUAGUCGAGCUAGGGGGACAUCCCAAACGACAGUCGUGAAGAGCAGUCCAGUCAAUUUAAUGGGGGAGCCAAUCCAAGUAGCAGCUUAAGGAAGACCAGCCAUGCUAGUCGAGCUACAGUACCGUCCGAAAUUGGGGACAUCCCAAACGACAGUCGUGAAGAGGAGUCCAGUCAAUUUAAUGGGGGAGCCAAUCCAAGUAGCAGCUUAAGGAAGACCAGCCAUGCUAGUCGAGCUAGAGGGACAUCCCAAACGACAGUCGUGAAGAGCAG
Molecule: messenger RNA, 986 nt
Organism: Leptopilina heterotoma
Lineage: Eukaryota; Metazoa; Arthropoda; Insecta; Hymenoptera; Figitidae
Exons: 2
Coding region: 302-805 (167 amino acids)
Source: RefSeq, a predicted model, not a curated record